UAGUGACUAAUGUGCAGUUGUUAUAUACAAAUGUUUAGUACGGAUUGUAAAAGCAAAAAAUACCAAUGGUAGCAGCACAUUACAGCUGUAAUGUUGGGGUAGUUUCGAGCUAAUAUGAACUAGGUGGAUGAGCUGCUUUUUCUAAGUAACCACAAUGAAGAAACAGGAAAACCAACCAGCCAAACCAACACCAGGCUGCCUCUCUGUGCCACUCUUUAACCAGAAGAAAAGAAACAGAGUUCCUCUGACCUCUGCUCCCUCUGAGAAUGAAUCCUUUUCCUACACUGAAUACAUUGCAAGCACCAACUCAGCUGCAUCUCAUAGCACACCAGGUGUAUAUGGUUGCUACAAGGUCUCAGGUCCAUCUUCUGGGGCUUCAAAAAACCAGUGGAACAGACAGACACAAGGUUCUCAGCCCCAGCAGUAUGGAAGUGCAAGGCCUGCUCCUGGACCUACCCCUACAAUGAGAAACUACGCAUUCAUGCCACAUCCAUACAAAGUUGAAAGCACAAGUUCUAACAUGGGACAGCCCCGCAACCCAGCCAGACAACAGGAAUCCAUCUCCAGUGUCAGUUCCACACAGUACAAGUAUCAAGCUCCUCACAUUAGUGAGAGUGCACAAAGCAAGCCAAGACCUCAUCCUGGGUUGUCUCAGAUGGAUCAGCAGCCAUCUUACAGACCACCCAAGCCCACACAUCAGUUUUUCCAGCAGUCUAGACCUCUGCCUCCUUCUCUCCCACCUUCCAGCAGGCCUUCUGCUCUUGCAGUGCAGCCACAAAACUCCUGGAAAUUUACUAACAGCUUUGGGCCACAGAGAUCCGGCUUUGAGGGGAAAAGGAGCUCAAGCCAACCUCAGACUCAAAAAUCCACUCAAACUCAGCAGCAAGCAUUUCCAAUGAAGCCAGCUACUGAGACCUCGCUGAGGAUUCUGACUGCAGUUAUUGAUGGCAUGAGACACUGGAGCCAGUUUAAAGACAAAGUCCCUUGCUUAUUUGAGCUAUUUGCUACACUAGACUCUGCAGUUACACUGGGUCACCACGGAGCCAAGAACUUCCUCAUGAGAGAUGGGAAGGCGGUUGUACAGUGUGUCUUUUAUGAAAAUGAGCAGGAACUGCCCCGCCUCAUCCGUGGUCAAGUGCAUCGCUGUGUGGGUAACUAUGACCGCAACAGAGAUGUCCUGAUAUGUGUGUCUGUCAGGCCCGGCCUGCCCUCGGAGCUGAGGAAUUCCCAGGAGGCUGUCAAAGCCUGUGAUGCUGAAAUGAGGGCGCUGGUCAAAUCACUCAGUGAGGUCUGAGAAUGAGUAGGUAUCUUCAGCACUACAAGACUAUUUGGAAAAAUGUAUACCAGUGUUUGUGAGAGCCAAGCUUAAUCCUUUAUAUUCAUAGAUUACUGUUGCUACAGAUUCAAGUUUUGCAUGUUUAAAAGUAUUAAAGUUUUUGACCUGUAAAAGGAGUUACUGCCGUUAGGUUAUCAUAUACAAGAAAAAUGUACUUGUACUUUAACAGUGGAAUUCACUUGCAUGUUCUGGUGUCGACAUUUUUUGUAUUUAUUUGUGAGAAAAAUAUAUAAAGAUUUGUUUCAAUUAACCAAA
Messenger RNA from Monopterus albus (swamp eel), 1591 nucleotides. RefSeq names its product spermatogenesis associated 22 (gene spata22). Gene Ontology annotation, biological process: regulation of meiotic cell cycle; gamete generation; homologous chromosome pairing at meiosis. The record is from RefSeq and is a predicted model, not a curated record. Lineage: Eukaryota; Metazoa; Chordata; Actinopteri; Synbranchiformes; Synbranchidae. Bases 155 to 1294 code for a protein of 379 amino acids. The transcript is spliced from 8 exons.